CCCCUCACGUUGCCAGCGGCAUGUCAUAACGAGAGAAAGAUAAGAAUGCCAUUGGCGGCUCGUUCUGAAUGACACCACGGCGAUUUCAUUCCUCAUUCCUCUUUCCUCAUUGCAACUCUCUAGUGAUUUCUAUCUUCGUUUGAGGGGGUACAGCUGUAGCGGCUCAAUCUACCCUGACUCUGACACUUCCCAACCCGCCAUGUCUGACAUCAAGAGAUACCAGCUUGGAGACUUCACUCUUCAAAACGGUGGCACAUUACCUGGGGCGUGGAUUGCUUAUAAGACGUUCGGCGACUCGUCCCUUCCAGCGGUCGUCUAUCCCACGUGGUACUCCGGUGCUAUCGCAGACAAUGAAUGGCUCGUUGGAGACGACAAAACCUUGAAUCCCUCAAACUAUUACAUCAUCAUUCCAGCCCUCUUUGGCAACGGACAGUCCAUCAGCCCAUCCAACUCAGCUAUCAAUCCAUUUCCCGACGUGUCCUUUUUCGAUAAUGUGAAGGCUCAAUACGAUUUGGUCACCAAGGAACUUGGGAUCACCCAUCUCAGAGCCGUCCUAGGAUGGUCCAUGGGCGCAGCUCAAUCUUUCCAAUGGGCGACGCAAUAUCCCGACUUCUUAGAUAUUGCAGUGCCGUUUUGUGGCGCCGCGAAGUGCGCCCUGCACAAUCAAGUUUUCCUGGAAGGCGUCAAAUCAGCGCUUCUCGCAGCGAAGAAGACAAGCUCCGCCGGCAGCACGCUGGGGCGCAUUGCAUCGGCCGAAGAUAAGUCUGUUCGGAUCUGGUCAAACGAGGAGAAGCAAGUUGGUCUGAAGGCUUUUGGUCGUGGAUAUGCUGGAUGGGGAUUUUCACAAGCAUUCUACCGACAUGAGCUACACAAGAAGUUUUACGGAGCCAAGGAUCUCGAAGACUUCAUGCAGACAUUUUGGGAGAAGUGGGCUCUUAGCAAGGACCCGGAAAAUUUGCUUGUCAUGAUUCACACGUGGCAGAGUGCCGAUGUGAGCGACCAAGAGCCAUACAACGGCGACUUCAAGAAGGCCAUGGCGAGCAUCAAGGCCAAGACAUUGGUGCUGCCCUCUAAGACUGACCUCUACUUUCCGCCCGAGGAAUCCGAGUACGAGGUCGAGUGUAUGAGUGAAGGUGUUGGCGAAUUGGCUGUCUACCCCUCCAUUUGGGGCCAUUGGGCUGGAGGUCCCCCAGGAAACUUUGAAGAUGCCAAAUGGCUAGACGAAAAGUUGAAGAGCAUCUUCGCUACAGCACCAAAGAGGGGAUGAAGAUGUUUGGGAGUUGCAGACGAAGUAGGCACGAUGUUGCAUCAUCAUCUAAGUGGUCUCUUUGCCAGCAGCAAUAGUUAAGUUGCGCAUUUAAAGAAGAAAUAAGACAACUAGCUCUUAAUACAUCUUACGGCUUCGUGCACAUCAAACUUGUUUCCUGGUGGGACACAGGAUAGAAAUGCAUACUGCUCGAAACACUAAGAAGACUUUCAAAGUCAAGAUAUCUACACAAUCGGAC
Colletotrichum godetiae is the source of this 1505-nucleotide messenger RNA. RefSeq names its product Alpha/Beta hydrolase protein. Gene Ontology annotation, biological process: biosynthetic process. The record is from RefSeq and is a predicted model, not a curated record. NCBI's taxonomy places the organism in Eukaryota, Fungi, Ascomycota, Sordariomycetes, Glomerellales, Glomerellaceae. Gene Ontology annotation, molecular function: acyltransferase activity, transferring groups other than amino-acyl groups. The transcript has 2 exons. The coding region runs from base 200 to 1267 and encodes 355 amino acids.